UCAGGACACCCCAGGGCGCUCAGUAUUCUUUCUCCAGGACGCCGGCAGCGGCCAAGGCUCCGGCGGGACCAUGGCCUUGCACUUGGGCAGGCUGGGCGCAGGCCCCUGCUGGAGUGCGGCGCGGGGCGGCUGCGGAGAGCUGGGCGCCUGGUCCCGGCGCUGCGCAUCCGGACGCUUCUGCCGGCCCCCUGGCACGGCUGGUACCGAGCACAGGCGCGGGUUGGGGCACGGGCCCUCGGCUAGAGGCGGCCCCUGGCUGGGGACCGGGCUAGCCGCAGCGCUGGCGGGAUUGGCGGGGCUGACCGCUGCCGCCUUCGGGCAUGUGCAGCGCGCCGAGAUGGUGCCCAAGAGCUCGGGAGCGCGGAGCUCCUCGCCUGCGAGGCCCGAGGAAGAGGACGAGCUGGCUCGUCGCUGCAGCUGCUUCAUGGCUCCUCCUGUGACUGAUCUGCGCGAGAUGCGGAGGAGGCCAGGAGACGUGAAGACCAAGAUGGAGCUGCUGAUCUUGGAGACCCAGGCCCAGGUGUGCCAGGCGCUGGCACAGGUAGACGGGGUCGCCAGCUUCUCUGUGGACCGAUGGGAGAGGAAGGAAGGAGGUGGUGGCAUCAGCUGUGUACUUCAAGAUGGGCGUGUUUUUGAAAAGGCUGGGGUGAGCAUUUCUGUCAUUCAUGGGAAUCUUUCUGAGGAUGCAACAAAACAAAUGAGAAGCAGAGGAAAAGUUUUGAAGACUAAAGAGGGUAAAUUGCCAUUUACUGCUAUGGGUGUGAGCUCUGUUAUCCAUCCCAAGAAUCCUCAUGCUCCCACUAUCCAUUUCAACUACAGAUACUUUGAAGUAGAAGAAGCUGAUGGUAACAAGCAAUGGUGGUUUGGUGGUGGAUGUGACCUUACUCCAACAUACUUGAACCAAGAGGAUGCUGUCCAUUUUCACCGAACUCUUAAGGAGGCUUGUGACCAGCAUGGUCCAGAUCUCUACCCCAAAUUUAAAAAAUGGUGUGAUGAUUACUUCUUCAUAGCCCAUCGUGGAGAGCGGAGGGGCAUCGGUGGUAUCUUUUUUGAUGAUCUUGACUCGCCAUCCAAAGAGGAGGUAUUUCGCUUUGUGCAGAGCUGUGCCCAGGCUGUGGUUCCUUCUUACAUUCCUCUUGUGAAAAAGCACUGUGAUGACUCAUUCACCCCCCAGGAGAAGCUAUGGCAGCAGCUCAGAAGAGGACGGUAUGUAGAAUUUAAUCUGGUAUAUGAUCGAGGCACAAAGUUUGGCCUGUUAACUCCAGGAUCCAGGAUUGAAAGCAUCUUGAUGUCUUUACCUCUAACCGCCAGAUGGGAGUACAUGCAUUCACCCUCAGAAAAUUCCAAAGAAGCUGAAAUUCUGGAAGUUCUUCGCCAUCCCAGGGACUGGGUGCAUUAAUGUUUGCAGAGCAGCUGUGCUGGGGUUUGGAGGGUACAGGUGUUUGUCUCUGUCUCUUGGCCAGCACUGUUGCCACUGUGUGGCAGUUACUUACUUAGUUCCCUGUGCCUUAGUGGUCCAGUCUUCUCCACUUUGGGCCCCACCUCCUCAGCAGAUGGUAGAAUGUUUGGUUCCUGUCAAUGACAGGUGGUAAGAUGGUUGUUGUCAGAGUCAAUUGAUAUAAACUCAUUUAAUUCAUUUGUACUCUUAGAAUCAUUUUGUAUGGCUACUUUAGUAAAGUUUGACAUUGAGUUUCCAAGUUUUAAGAUAAGGGAAUAUACUAUAAUAUGCACCAGGAAACUUCUUGUCUUGUUUUUGUUUCAUAUAUUUCUUUUAUCUUCAUUAAUUCAGUGAAGGUAAGACUUCAUGGUCAUUUUAAAGUGUAUCUUGUUACUUUAUCAUUUCUGAAAUCUCGAUGUAAUUUUUAUGUAGC
Castor canadensis (American beaver) is the source of this 1871-nucleotide messenger RNA. It is a transcript of the gene Cpox, whose product is annotated as coproporphyrinogen oxidase. Gene Ontology annotation, cellular component: cytoplasm. Gene Ontology annotation, molecular function: coproporphyrinogen oxidase activity. The record is from RefSeq and is a predicted model, not a curated record. NCBI's taxonomy places the organism in Eukaryota, Metazoa, Chordata, Mammalia, Rodentia, Castoridae.